AUGGCCGAAAAUCGCGACAUCGCCUUUUGCUUCCGAGGUUGGGCCUACGACACAGGCAAAGUUGACCGACCAAAGAGGCGAGUCAUUCGAAUCAGCAGGGCUCACGACAGUAGGAGAGCUAAGGGUAUUCUCAGUCUCAAUGACACAACCGAUGCUGGCCUUGUCAUCACUCCUAAAGAGGAGGAUAUUGAGGGUGUAGACCACGGCUUGUUGGCUGUCGUCGUCGGCGGGCUUUUACCAGCAGCUGAGGUGCCCAACCACAAGGAGUUGUCCAAACCUGCACCUCUGCAUAGCUUUGACCCUGACAUCCAUAGUCUUGUUGAGACUAGGCCACAGACUCGUUUGGUUGAAUGGACCCAUGGCGUGGCAGGGACACAAGGGUUCCAGCGCACAAAGGUCAUAAGGCACAACAUCAAUUCCUUUUGUUCUGAGUUUCGAGGAGAGACACAGAAGGAGCCCCCUCAACAGACUCUGUCAUCUCCCCUGGCGGACCAGGGCGACCAUGACCAGAUCUAUGAGAGUUCCACAUCGAAAGAAUUGGCUUAUUUCAUCAGCACGGUGGCUUCAGCAUACAAAACUUUUCCGUGCAAGACCUACCUCCAGCUGGCGAUAGGCCGCUUCAGGGAAUCGGAGCAGACUUCUCUCUCGAGCCUGUCGGCCCCUGGAGUGGCUAGCAGGGAGGUCAUCCGCGACAUGAUGGAAGGGAAAGGGGAUCUCAUUGAAGAGCAGGCAAAGUGUGUCAUCAACGCUUUCAAGGAACUCUGGCCAUACCAGUUUGAGGCGGUUGGAGAACACAGGAUCAACAUUAGCGCCGUCCUUGAGUUGGCCAAGGGUCUUUGUUCCAUCUCGGCAUCAGGCAUCACCAUCCAUGAGUCCCUGUACCUUGGCGUGAUCGUCUCGUUUUGCACCAUGUUUUCCAACUCGCACGCUGUCAACGCAGGCGUGGGAGAAUAUCAUGACAGUUUGAUCCAAUCGGCCAUCAGCAUUGCUCGAGGGAGUGCACCAGCUCCCAUCUCUGUGCGUCCCCUGAUACGUGAUAGCCAUGCUCACAUGCAUGCUCACAUGGAGAAUUUCAAGGCCUGGCGUGAUGCUGGUGCAUGUACAUGCACCCAUGGAGGUGGCCCCAGGGAGCUUCACAAAGUGGUUCGGGUAGCCAGUGUAGUCCUUGGUACCCAGAACCAGGAGGCUAUUGUGACGGCCUUGGGGCAGGUGAAGCGACUGGUUCUCGCGUCCGCUUUUGAGCUGCUUUCCAGAACCAUUGCCUCAGGGAACGAAAAGAUCGAGGUCAUCCAAGCAGUUCUUCAAGCAACAGUUCAUGUAGUAGCAGCCGAUGUGGUCGAAAAGUUUGCGACACAGGCUGAUCAGGAGUCUGAGACCAUGGAUGCUCAGCCAACGCUACCUGGACUCCCUGCUAAUUUGGCGAAGCUUGCAGACAAGGUCUCUGACCUCUAUCAUGCCCUCGGCUCGGUGAAAGAAGAAGACACCACGAAUGCUGUCCGUGAGGCUAUCAAGGACUACGAGGAGAAUGAAUAA
This is a messenger RNA of Fusarium keratoplasticum, 1533 nucleotides long. RefSeq lists its product as uncharacterized. The transcript has 5 exons. The coding region runs from base 1 to 1533 and encodes 510 amino acids. The record is from RefSeq and is a predicted model, not a curated record. Lineage: Eukaryota; Fungi; Ascomycota; Sordariomycetes; Hypocreales; Nectriaceae.